Messenger RNA from Drosophila takahashii, 1173 nucleotides. NCBI's taxonomy places the organism in Eukaryota, Metazoa, Arthropoda, Insecta, Diptera, Drosophilidae. The record is from RefSeq and is a predicted model, not a curated record.
AUGCACUGCGAAAAAUAUACGCCGGAAAUCCGCGAAUUGCUGCCCGUAAGGGAACACAGAUGCCCACGAUGUCCCAACCUGGUCUUUGGCAACCUGAGUCACUACCAGCUGCACCUGCGCCAGCGCCACCAGGAGGUACUCCCAACCCUGCACAGUGGCGGCAAUACGGCUUUCCAUUGUCCUGCGGAAAAGUGCAUCUACCAUGUGGCCACCAAGGGGGCGAGGAGCUUCACCAGCCUGCGCCUGCUGCGCCAGCACUACCAGAAGAGCCACCUGGACAAGAAGUACAAGUGCCAGGAGUGCGGCGAGAAGUUCCUCCUCCAGCAUCAUUUGGAGAAGCAUAAAUGCGAGGAGCACAGGUGUCCCGUCUGCGAACUCACCUACAACAGCAAGGCGAGCUUAAGGACGCACAUGCGUCGCAAGAAUCACCUGGUGGAGCAGGCACAGGAAUCCGAGAAGGUGGCCAUUCCCACGUUGGCCAACUGGAGGAAACUAAACCCUGUUCCGGCUAAUCCUGCUCCUGUCGAGGAAGUGGCCACUAUUUUGACCCCUCAGGAGGAUUAUAUAUCCUCCAACUUGGCUGUGGUCACUGAGUUUUCAGCUGAGCCGGCCAACAUCUCCUCCACUCUUGAUUCUAUCAACGAAUUACCUCCUGAAGAGCACAUUCUCUGCUUUCUGCCCAUUAUGGAUGUGCCCUAUGAGCUGUCUUCCCAGAAACUGGACAUGGAAACCCAAACGGAGGAGGAUGAUCUGAAUGAGAUUAGGAACGAAGUGUUGGCACCUUUGUUAAGGGACAUAGAAACCCAAACGCCCGACACCAGAGGAGAUAUUGGCACGAUGACUGAUGAUUUUCCAGAUGAGCAGGAGCAGUCACAAAUGACACAACCUGUUCCAGUGGGAAGCCACUUCCCCACCUAUUCAGAAAAUGAACCCAUGUUUGAUCUGCAAACUUCCGCCCACAUGUACACACAGACCUGCGAUGAUCUCUUCGAGGAACUGGGACUGUCCCACAUCCAAACGCAGACCCAUUGGCCAGAUGGUGGCCUCUACAACACGCAGCACACUCAGACCUGCGACGAAAUAAUGGAUGAACUCUUCCCAGACAACUUUCAGUCGACUUGCACGCAAACUAUGUUUCUGGAUUGGCAGGACACUGGAGAAGGCGAAAGUUAG